Molecule: messenger RNA, 2975 nt
Organism: Asterias rubens (European starfish)
Lineage: Eukaryota; Metazoa; Echinodermata; Asteroidea; Forcipulatida; Asteriidae
Exons: 2
Coding region: 401-1804 (467 amino acids)
Source: RefSeq, a predicted model, not a curated record
AUAAGACUCCUUGGGGAUAGGAGAAAUUAAUUUGGAAAAACCGUGACCUCAAUUUUACCUCUACUUCCGGGUCAAGGACCAAUGCAGAGUGAAUCACUGAGAGCGCAGACGAUCAAGUCGUUGGAUCAACAGUGUUUCCCGCCUCGGUGCACACUUGAAGUUGAUUAUCUCAACGACGAAUGCCUUCGCGAUGCUUUGGUAACACUAACUGAACAAUCCUUACCAAAGAAGAAUGAAAGUAGAAACUUUUGGCGUUUCGAGUUCAGAGAUAACCGCAAAUUCUUUGACAUGAUGAUUUGAAGAGUGGAGUUGUAGGGAGCGUUUUGAGGAAAGGUUUUUCUUUUAACUUGUGACGUCGUGGGACGCAGUUUAGCGGACUUGCUUUUAUAUAUCCAACGCCAUGAUUCAAACUUACAGGAAAAACAGCGGCAUGGAGUGCUGUAAAGCCGAGCCAAUGUUCCGACGUGUCCGUUAUAACUUACUGACCUAUCCAGGAGCAGGAUGGAUAGCGUUUGUGAUAACCUUGUUCCUAUGGGCUCUCUCCGUUCCCUAUCUCAGACAGGCACCCAGUGGCGUUCCCGAUACCAAGGAAGUUCGGUUGCAGAUGCCUCGGGCAGCCGCAGAGAAAGCUUUUAGACGAAACACAGAGACAAUGUAUGAUAUCAGAUACAACACCAGUGAGUAUUCACACUCUUUCCCUGUGGAUGACACUUGCUUCUUCACUCGUAAACUCUCAAAGAGCGACAUGCCAACAAUUCAUUCUAUAUUCUCUAAUCCAGCAUCUCAGAGCGUUGUCUUUGUAGGAGUACGGUUUCUUAGGGAGAAUUGGGCAGAAGACAAAUUCAUUUGCGAGUUCGAGAAUGGUGAACGGACACAGAGCGACCCAAUCGUGAAUGACUACCGGAGCUUCGGUUAUUUAGCUCAGUAUGUAUUUGUCUUAACAUGCCCACUGCCGGAGAUUUACAUUGGCAGAACUAAUUUCACCAUGAGUUUUUACAAGGUAACAUGGCGGCCGAAAUGGUACAUGUUUGCCUACGCUAACCUGACCGUGUGUCGAGCGGGCAGCUGGCCGCUCACUAAGAAACACUUCUUAAGUGUUUGCACAAUGGUCAAGGGCAUGGAUGAAUUCUUACCAGAUUGGUUGGAUUAUCAUCGCUUUAUGGGUGUUGAACACGCUUAUAUCUACGACAAUGCGGUCGAGAAGAUGAGUUUGUUACGUGAGACGGUCAAAGAGGAUGUAGACAGUGGGUUUGUCACCGUUAUCCCAUGGUCUCACAGACCGUCUGCAGGGAAGAGUUACUUAGAAGUGCAAAUAGCUCAUGAGAAUGACUGUUUAUGGCGUCACAGAUACGACACCCAUUGGAUGAUGAAGAUUGAUGUCGACGAAUACGUCCAGCCCAUGAACCCAGCCAACCCAAAGAUACCUAACUUCUUACGGGAUCCGAGACUCAAUAAGUUAGGUGCUAUAAGACUUCAGAAUUGGUUCUUUGGGCGCCCUAAAACUUCGGAGGUCCUCGAAGGGUCUAUCAUGGAGCGAAAUCGCUGGCGUCCGUCGAAGCCAACCCUUCAGAACACCGGUAGAGACAAGAAUAUUCUCCGGCCUAUAAACGUGCAUUAUUUUAAAAUCCACGCUAUCAAACUUGGAGGUGAGACAAAGUCCAUAAACCCUGAAACUGAGAUGCGUUUGGUGCACUACCGUGGCGAUAACCCAAGGGUCCGCCAUUUUGAUUUGCCCGAGUUCGAUGUUUUGGAUGAGAGCAUGGUCAACAUAUGGAAACAAAUCAAAAAAGCAAAGAUGGAAUGACAGUGACUUAUUAUAUAUAGCGCACGAAAUAUGUCACUCCGUGAUGCUCUGUAUAUUUGUUUUCCUGCAUGGUAUGCGGAUGAAGUCAAAGUUUCAUGAAGCAAUAUUUUGAAAUAGUUUAAUUUUGUUCUUCUUAGAACAAGUUGAUUUAUAAAAGUCAUAAUCAUGGCCUCUUAUAUAUAUAUAAUCCGUCACUUAGUGACGCUCGAUUUGGAGCAUAAGUAUACGAUUUGGAGUAUGGGACCUAAUCCUUUACACAGCACCAUGCAGACGCAAUACAGGUUCAUCAAACUAUUAUAAACUGUCUUCAUGAGUUUAAUUAAAGGUCCUUCUUGCGUAUGAAAUGAAACAAAACCGACGAUAUUAUGAUUAUUCAAAUUCAAUCAUUUUUGCCGCCAAACUUGUGCACUGUGUCUUGGGAGGGACCAGUAUUCACUUAUGCACUCCCAUACAAUUACGUUAUCUUUUAACAUCAAGUUCAUCAUUCCAUAAAUAUUUUGUUAAAUUUGGCUGUGACGUUUAGUAUAGACGAUGUGACCAAUGUUUACAUUCAAACCGCCCUCUGUUGACAAAACACUGUAUACGUCAUGUUUCGCCGGGAAAAAGACGCGAUGGUAUUAAAGAGGGCAUACACUUUCUAGCUGGCUGCUAAAACACAAAGGUUUUGCCCGGCGGUAUACGCGCGAAUCAUGUUAUGGUUUUCGAGUGACGUCAGAGGUCACAUCGUCUAUAGUAUCCAAUUUUACCAUUUUUAUUAGUAUGUUCUUAUUCAUAGAUUGUGUGUUUGUGUGUGUUUUUUUUUUUUUUUUUUUUUUUUUUUUUUUUUUUUACUGUAGACUGUUUUUAUACUGUAUGUUUUGUUAUGUUAAAUAUCGAAUCAUUGAAGAAAAUAUCCCGAAUGAAAUGAAAGAAAGACUCUGCUUGGGUUGAAACGUCAAGCCAUUACUAUUUUGUUUGAAUGUGUAAUACGUGUAAAAGACCGCCUGAGAAAUGUGUACAUUCCCAAUAUUAAUUAUAAGUGUUCAAUGUUUGCCUGUUGUAUUAAAAUGAUUAUUUUGUUUAAAGUAUCUUUGAUUGCCUGUUAAUUAUUCUUUUCGAGAGAUGAACGAUUUGCCCGUAUAACUGUUUCAGUGACUAGCCAGCGGGACCAGUCCGCUGGUAGUCCGUCAGC